Chenopodium quinoa (quinoa) is the source of this 2474-nucleotide messenger RNA. RefSeq lists its product as uncharacterized. Bases 340 to 2436 code for a protein of 698 amino acids. Lineage: Eukaryota; Viridiplantae; Streptophyta; Magnoliopsida; Caryophyllales; Amaranthaceae. The transcript has 11 exons. Gene Ontology annotation, molecular function: DNA binding. The record is from RefSeq and is a predicted model, not a curated record.
UUUAUUUGUGUUUUGUAAAAUAUAUCCGUUGCAAAAUUACAACGGAUUUAUUCAGCAGCAAUCGACCCCACAACCAUUCACUAUGAACAAUUAUAGAGAUCACCAUUAAGCCACCCAUUCACUUGUUGACUCAUUGUGAACUAUUUUUUUGUUCACCCAAGGCUACCCUAAAUACCUUUUCUGAAACAAAUAAAAAAAAAAACAAAAAGAGCUUUUUCUCAUCCUUUCUGAGUGUGACAACAGCUGUUGAACCUUUUUAUUGCCAACACCAUUAAGCAUUUACGCACUUGCACCAACGUCAUCAUCGCCGGUCUUUAAUACCACAUUCCGCCGGUGAAAAUGGUGAGGAAGAAUCGCAGGAGGAAAAAAGAAGAAGUAUCUGAAGAUUGGUGUUUUGUUUGCAAAGAAGGUGGAAAUCUCAUUCUUUGUGAACACAAGGAUUGCUUAAAAGCAUAUCAUCCUCAGUGUGUUGGAAAGGAUGAUUCAAUUCUGGACUGUGAUGAGAGUUUCAGAUGUGAUUGGCAUUUCUGCUUCAAUUGUAAGAAAGCUGCAAAAUUCCACUGCUUUUGCUGUCCACAUGCUGUUUGUGGACAGUGUAUGGGUGAAGCAGAAUUCGUUUUGGUCCGAGGCAUCAAAGGAUUUUGCUGCAAUUGUCUAAAGUUUUCCUUGCUAUGGGAAGAAAAAAAGGAUGUCGACUCAGAUGGGGAGAAGGUAGAUUUUACAGAGAGAGGGACAUGUGAAUUUCUCUUUAUGGAUUAUUGGGAAAUCAUCAAGAAAAGUGAGGGUUUGAGAUUGGAAGAUCUCCAAAAGGCACGGUCAUUGUUGAAAAAAGGCAGAAACUACAGAUACUUGGAUGAUAGAGACGAGUUUGCAAAUAGUGAUCAAGAUCUGAAAUUGAAUAGUUUUGAGGACUGGGAAUGGGAGACUAUAGAAGAUUAUAGUCCUUCAAAGAAAGCGAAAAAUGAAAAAAGAAAGCCUUCCGUGAGAAGCAAAGUCUCUAUGCAGUCAAGGGAGAAGGCAAAAUCCAAAAAAAAGGAGUUUAUAGGCUGGGCUUCUAAACCACUUUUACAUUUUCUUGCUAACUUAGGUGUUGAUGCAAGCACUGAAUUGUCACAUUACGAUGUAGUAGACAUUGUUACCAAGUAUGCAAAUGAAAAAAGGCUCUUUGAUCCGAAGAAAAAAAAAACAAUUGUUUGUGACCCAAACUUAGUAUCACUGCUGGGGCAAAAAAGGGUGAAUAAACAUAGAAUAUAUGACCUUUUAGACACCCAUCUAGCUGCUAACCAAGAAGAAUCAUCAGAUGAUUUUUCAUGCAGCUCAAAAGAAGAAGAGAAAUCCUUAAGGUUAUGUAAAAAGAAGAAUGAAAGAAAUCCAGGUGGACCUCAGUAUAGGGAGAAAUUGAUUUCAAGGGGUGGCAUGGCAUCGAUUGUUCCAGAAAAUAUCAAACUUGUGUACUUGAAGCGGAGCCUGGUGGAAGAGCUAGUGAAGAAAUCUGAUACUUUUUACACCAAAAUAUCUGGUAGCUUUGUACGGGUCGAGUCAGAUCCAGAUGACUAUAUGCAAAAAAAUCGUCAUCAGCUUGUGCAAGUCACUGGUAAGCAUCAGAUACAACGACGAGAAGAGAAUAUGGAAAUUAUCUUGCAUGUUUCAAAUGUGCCAUUAGAUAUUAGCAUCCAUAUGUUGUCUGAAAGUGACUUCACCAAGGAAGAGUGUGACCAACUACGCCAACAAAUGAAUGAUGGACUACAUAAAAGGCUUACUGUGGUGGAGCUUGAGCACAAGGCAAGGGAAUUGCGCGAAGACAUCAUCAAGCAUUGGAUUGUGAAGGAACGUGCGUUAUUGAAGAAUUUAAUUGACAAGGCAAAUGAGAAAGGAUGGAGAAAAGAUCUUGCGGAGUAUACUGAAAAAAGAAGGCGGCUUGAAUGUCCAUCAGAGCAAUUACAACUAAUACAGAAUAUUCCAGAAGUAAUAGCUGAUGAUGUAGACCUUGAAACAUGUUCCGUUAGUGCAAUUGAAAGCAGGAAAAGAACUUUUUCUUCUGGCAUAAAUCUAAAUGGAGUAGAUGCUGCAGCAGCUCAAAGUGAACAUGAUCCUAAUACAGAGAUGGAAAGUGAAGGAUCAGAUCACUUUGAAUAUCAAACAGAUGCAGAGCAAAAUUCUGGAGUGGUGCAGAUCAUUGAUUUAAGUGAUGAUGAUGAUGAGCAAGAAAAGAAGAAACUCAGAAGGCAUGCAGCUACAGAAAAAGACCCUGAUGAAUGGUAUUGCAUAGGUCCAUGCGGAGACGUUAGGGGACCCUAUAAAAUGUCCUUGCUCAAGCAAUGGAAUGAACUAUCUGCUACCUAUGCUUCAAGAUUCAAAGUUUGGAAGAUAGGCCAGAGUGAAAAAGAUAGAGUGCCUUUGCCAGAUGCCUGUCGCUUAGUCUCUAUAACGAAGUAAUACAGUAUUUUGCGAAUGGGCUGCACAUAGAUUGGGAA